Oncorhynchus keta (chum salmon) is the source of this 4306-nucleotide messenger RNA. RefSeq names its product neuronal pentraxin-1-like. The transcript is spliced from 8 exons. Lineage: Eukaryota; Metazoa; Chordata; Actinopteri; Salmoniformes; Salmonidae. Bases 657 to 2768 code for a protein of 703 amino acids. The record is from RefSeq and is a predicted model, not a curated record.
GUUAAAAUGAUCCUCCUAGCGCAAAUCCUUUUCAAUCUGAUCAGUGUUUGGGGAUGGACUAACCAGCUUGGGACUGUAGCUUGUGACCAGGUUGGAAUCAACCCAAGAUGAUGAAUCCUGAAGAUGUGUCAACCUCUACCGUGCCCCAUUCUUCCAAGAGCUCAAUGAGUUUGAAUGAAGACCUCUAGUGAGGGGUGAGAAGAGCUGACAAAUCAGAACUGAGGAUGAUUGUUACGGAGCCCCAUGAGGAACACCUGAUGCUGGGCUGACUUCUCUCUCCUAUCUGCUCUCCAGUCCAAACUGUUCCGUUAUGGAAGCACCAUCGGCCCUCACGGAUAGAUAGAAGCCGGCUAUAAAGGGAUUAUUUUGGCUGCCGAACACAGGAGGCACGCUGUGCCACGAGGGUCCACCUGGAGGCAGACCCCUCUUCCCUGAACAGUGGAAAAGGACUUUGGCACAAAGGGCUUUGGCACAAGGUCCUGCGUGUUGGAACACUUCUUGAAGGAAUUUACCCUGUUGGACAGGGGAUUUUGGACUGUUUUGCCAUGUGUCAAAUCAGCUUGCCAUCCGCUCCAAAUGACCUCUACUCGUGGUAUACAUCACACCAAAAAUAAAGCGUGGAACGACAGUCUCCCUUGACAGGAGAGAACGAAAAUAUGCCCGACAACGCCAUUCCACCCCUGAUGCUUUUGCCUAAAGUAAAAAUGCGUUGGAGUGGAGUACUCCCAGUUUUCAUCCUACCCUCUUUGCCUCUUUUUUCUCUACUCCUUUAUACUCUCAUAUCUUCCUCGGUGGCUGUUGUUAGUUUGCCGGGAUUAGACUAUGACUAUGGAGCCCAGCCAAAGUUUGUUUGUACCCCGAUUCCAGCGGAUGCAGACCCCAGCUGCUUCACACCAGGCGGGUCAGCACACGGACCUGCCCACGACAGACCCAGCAGUAAUGGGCAUCAUGGACCUGCUGCAGGGGCGCCCAAUGGUAACGGCAGGAGGUCGAUGGGAAUGGGGAUAGGAAUAUCAGACGAGGCCAAAUCCACCAUCCUGCACCUUCGCGAGAGCCUGGUGCGGCAAAAGGAGACCAUCUUAGACCAGCGGGAGACGAUCAGGGAACUGACUGCCAAGCUGACCCUCUGUGAGGGCUUUGGCCGGGGGGUGGGUCAUCACGAUGACCAUCACGACAACCACCAUGGAUCCCCGCGUCUCAACACCCAUCACCCGAGCUCGCACCACACCUACCAUGAUGCUGACCACCACGGGGAUCCACACUACCCACUGAACAAUGGACAUCGAUCGGACCCACACCACCGAGGGAAGGACAACGCUGGGAGCAAGCAUGGGGCCUUCUCCCCUGAGAAAACUAGGAAAACGCUACAGACACUCAAGGAGAGGCUGGAGAACUUGCAGGCCAGGAAUUCCUCCAGCUCUUAUUCAAGCUCACUGAGAGACCUCCUGCAACGCAAAAUCAAUGCACUUGAGAAGCAGCUCAACAAUCACUACGGUGGGCAUCAUGAUUAUGGUCACCAUGACGACCACCAUGAUGACCACCAUGACGACCACCACGAUGACCACCAUGACGACCACCACGAUGACCAUCAUGACGACCACCACGAAGACCAACAUGGACCCGACCACCAUCAUGAUGAUCGACACGAUGACCACCACGAUGACCACCAUGGACCCAGUCACCACGACGAUCACCAUGAUGACCACCACGAGACCCGCACCCCCACCCCCACCCACCACAACAACCGCCACAACAACCGUCAAAACAGUCGCCAUGACCGACACUAUGACCGCCAUUAUGAUCGUAGCCAUGGUCGCCAUGACACCCACCAUAACGACCACAAUGGCGAACACCAUGAUGACCAUCACAACGACCGUCAUGGUGAACACCAUGAUGACCAUCAUGACCUUCACCACGAUGACCACCAUGAUGAUCUUCACGAUGACCACCAUGAUGACCACCAUGGAAACGGUCACAGUGACGAUGGUCACCAUGGCAACGACGACCAUGGCCAUCAUCCUCGUCCAUCCUAUAACAGCAAGCCGCCGGCUCCAAGACCUCUUGGCCGUGGACACAACAAGCUUGAAACUGUGCUGAGCCACCUUAACCACAGGAACACUGACCCUGGUACCCGGAAAAAGCCAAAUAGUCCGGAUGCUUUCCAGAUUGGCUUCCCUAUGCGCACUAACUACAUAUAUGGAAAAAUAAAGAGGACCCUGCUCAACGAAAUCUUCGCCCUCACUGUCUGCCUCUGGAUAAAAGGGGGAUCAGGGCCUGGCCUCGGCACUCCCUUCUCCUACUCUGUACCGGGACAGGCCAACGAACUGGUUCUGAUCGAAUGGGGCAACAACCCCAUGGAACUACUGGUCAACGACAAGGCGGUGACAUUGCCCAUGGCAAUGACGGAUGGGAAGUGGCAACAUCUGUGCGUGACAUGGUCGACACACGAUGGGCAUUGGGAGGCCUUCCAGGACGGUGUAAAAAGGGGAUCUGGAGAGAAUCUAUCUGCAUGGCAUCCCAUCAAGCCUGGUGGAGUCUUUAUUCUGGGCCAGGAACAGGACGCCCUAGGUGGCCGAUUUGACGCCACUCAGUCCUUCGUGGGCGAAAUGUCAGACCUCCAGUUGUGGUCCCGCGUUCUCACGCCCAAUGAAAUCUACAGCCAGGCUUCCUGUGGAGGUCACAUGGCCGGUGACCUCAUCACCUGGACAGAGGCAGUGGUUGAGCUUCACGGUGGGGUCACCAAAUACCCCUUCGACCCCUGCCACUAAGCACUACCCCACUCUGCCUCAUUAAAAAUGUCUGAUCACCAAGCCCAUGAUGUCAGUCAACCAGCUGUACGGUGUGGCAGCAAGGGCUCUGUGCCCUACGCUGCAGAGACAUUCUGCUAUUUUUGCCAUCCAUUUCCUCUCUGUUCUGCCUUCCCCCUCGCUGGGCCGAGGAACUGAGAGGACUUUAAAAGAGCAACGGCUGGAUAUAACCGAAUGGUCAUGACUACAGCUGCUCCCGAGAUCCAGUACAGGAAAUAGGAUUCCCUGUCUCUAGAUGGGUCCAUCCAUGUAUGCCCCGGCCUUAGCAAAGCCCUUCAUCAGUCAGGUGUUCAAAGAAUCAGAACCUUUUUUUCUGGGACGUAUUACGCCUGGAUAUGGUUCACAAUAGUCCAGGUGUUAUUUGUUCGUCUUUCUGUUUUUGACUGGUGAGCAGGAUGAUACCAGUGAUGAAAAGGAAAGCACUGAGGUAGAAUGCUCAUAAACCAACUUUGGACAGUAUGGAAUGAACAACCUAAAGGCACUGAAAACAGAGCCCUGCAGAUGGCAAGUGUAUGAGUUGGAAGACAUUGAUAAAGAUUUGAUGGAUGAAUGUGAGGGAUUACGUAGUAUUUUUUUGAACAUGAAGAUGGGAGGAGCUCCUCUAGGGAUGUUGUUUUGAGACUUUUAGCCUGUCCCGACUCUACCAGAGAUUUUAGAGGCCUGUUUUCUACUACUGAGUUGUACACACAUGCAACUGAUCAACAUUCCACUGGAUUUUUCACAGGAACGUAGCUCUACAAAUAGCUGAUGGUGCUCUGCUUUUGGUUAAAGGAGUUUGCGUUGUCUGUUUGCGGAAACAUAUUUUUGUAAGUACGUGUGUUUUAAUAAAAGGUUAAAAAGGUGGACAUUUUGUAAGCUGGAAUGUCUGUUUUAACACAGCAAAACUUGUGGGUUUGGUUUCGACGUAUUUCUAUGAGUGUGUCUGAAAUGGCUGCCAGGUUUAAUGCAACAGCAGAGUUGACAUUGUCAAGUCUGACUUGUGGACAGGUGCCCGCAUAAAUACAGGUUAACUGGCUGUCAAGAGUUCUAAGGUAAUGCUGACAUCUCCAUGGUAACCUGUGGCUUACAGUGGGAUUUACCUGACAAGUAGAGCUCUGACCCAGAUCCAGACUAUUUCCGUGCUGUCAGUAGCAUACACAUGCUCUCAAAAUAGGCUAAAUUCACACAUGCACUCACAUGCACUCACAUGCACUCACAUGCACUCACAACAGCUUGGAAACAAAAAUGUAAUGCUGUAAUGCUCUAAAAAAUCUGUUGCUUUUUAUUAGUUGGGUCUUGUGUUUUUAAUGCAUGUAAAAUACUUAUACAAAUCUGAAAAAUAUAGCCUAUGUAUUGAAUAUCAACUGUGAAAUUGCAUAAACAAAUACACACCAUUACAUUUUUGGUAAGUAUAACUUAUUGUACACAACACAUCCUUUCCUUAUCUAUCCUUUCAGUGUAUAUGUCCAUCCCUUAUCUGUCUGUACAGCAUACAAAUGAGGAAUGUAUUUUAUUAGUUC